CGGGUGGUUAUGGGCAUGCGCGGUCGCCUCGUUCCCCCGCGAGCCCGGGCAAUGGCCGCCGCCGCCGCCGCCGUUGUUGUUGUGGGGCGCCGCUUGCUCCGUGUCCCCGGCUGCAAGCGCCUGCCCCUCCUCCAGAACUACACCAAUUCUCCAAGUUCCGAUCCUAAAUAUCCAGGAAUUAUAGAGUCAACAGAGGAGUUCAAGUUUGUGGAGCGAUUGAUUCCACCUACCACAGUACCUGUUCCUCCGAAACAUGAUCGCUACCCCACGCCAUCAGGAUGGUGCCCACCUCGAGAUCCACCUCCUGACUUGCCAUACCUGAUCCGGCGUUCCAGGAUGCACAAUCUCCCCGUUUAUACAGACAUCACUCACGGCAACAGGAAGAUGACUGUCGUUCGGAAAAUCGAGGGUGAUAUCUGGAUGCUCGAGAAGGAUGUGAAGAAAUUCCUCGAACAGAUCACGGGCAAGACUCCCCUCACGCAAGUUAAUGAGGUCUCAAUGAACAUCCGGGUCAAAGGUUAUUUUGACAAGGAACUGAAGUCCUGGCUGAUGGAGAAAGGCUUCUAAGUCUGUGACUGUGUUGGCUGCCUGUGUCCAAAAAUGUGAUUCUGUUCACUCGAAGGAGCCAUUGUUUCUAAAAAAAAAACUACCCGUACCAUUGUUACGCCCAGAUUGUGAUAAAAUGCAGAGCAGUCCAUUAAAUUAAUUGUUACAGUCA
Chiloscyllium plagiosum (whitespotted bambooshark) is the source of this 718-nucleotide messenger RNA. RefSeq names its product mitochondrial ribosomal protein L49 (gene mrpl49). The record is from RefSeq and is a predicted model, not a curated record. NCBI's taxonomy places the organism in Eukaryota, Metazoa, Chordata, Chondrichthyes, Orectolobiformes, Hemiscylliidae. Gene Ontology annotation, molecular function: structural constituent of ribosome. Gene Ontology annotation, biological process: translation. Gene Ontology annotation, cellular component: ribosome; mitochondrial large ribosomal subunit.